GAUUCCAUCUCGACACACGACCCAACCUUCAUCCCGAUAUCACCGAACGGUUUCCUCUCGAGCGAACGAGCGUAAUCGCACGCGCGCGAAAAAGAAGAGAAAGAGAAAGAGGGAGAGAUAGAGAGAGAGAAAGAGAGAGAAAGAGAGAAAGAGAGAGAGAGAGAGAGAGAGGAGAGCAACUUACUUCUCGCGGCAUCUCUCGUUUGUCUCCGAUACACACGAGCAUCCUAUUUUUUAAUCUGCCCUGUUCAGAGCGGACCUCAAAUUCAAUUCAUUUCGAUUCCGCGAAGCUACACGGUGCGAUCAAGAGUUCUCUGAAAACCGAAAACCGGUCUCCUUUUUUUUUUUUUUAAUUUCCGAACGAGCAAUUUUUUGAUCGGUGAGAGAGUAAAUUCCUGCCUGCCCGAGAGGCCUCCACGGAGAAGAAGCCAUCCAGGAAGAGUCUAAGCCGGACGAACCAAGUCGACGACCAAGAGACGGAAGCCGUUCCGACCAGUUCCACGGAGGAGAGAAAAAGACAUAUCAAGAUGACGAAGCUACUCGUAUUAGCGAUGGUGUGCCUGUUGAGCCAGAAGGCGGUGCUCUCGAUGCCGGUGGCCGAGAACCAGGAGCCCCUCCAAGUGGUGCCGCUCGAGAAAUCGGCGAGUCCGAGCAAGCCCGAUGUCCCGAUGAACGCCGAGGCCGCGCCAGCGGCGAGCCAGGAGGCGGCGGAGCCGGCGCCGGCCGAGGCGAAAUCGGCCGAGGCCGAGAAACCGAGCGUGAGGAGCGAGCCCUCGGCUGAGAACCCUCAACAGGGCGAGAAGGCCCUGGAGGAGAAGAAGGAGGAGGCUCAGCAACAAGCGAAACCCGAGGAGAAGAAGGAGGAAGGCGGGCAGGAGAAGGUGGCCGAGCAACAGCAACCACAACAGCCGCAGCAGGAGCAGCAGCAGCAGCAGCAACCUCAGCAAGAGGGUCAACAGCAGCAGCCCGCGCAAGAGCAGAAGGCACAGGAGCAGCAGGGGCAAGAAGAAAAGAAGGAAGAGGAGAGCUUGAAGCAGGCCGCCUCCGAGUCUCACGAGACCGUGGUGCAAGCCGUUCCUCAGGCGGCACCCGUUGCCGAGGUCUUGGCGGAACAUCCCGUUGGUAAAGCAGCUGUGGCGGAGGGAAAGAGCUCCGAGCAGGUAGACUCCGUUGAGAAGAGCGCGGAGGCUGGGAAAGAAGCUGAAGCGAAGGAGGAGAGUAAGGAAGAAGCGAAGCCAAGCGUGAGAAAGGAGGAUGAAGCUAACUCGUCGAGCUCCGAGUCGGAGGAGAAGGUCGCUCAGCCGGCCGCCGAGGAGAAGAAGGCCGAGAAGCCACAGGAGGAGCAGCAACAGGAGAAGAAGGCCGAGGAGAAACCCGACCGUGUGACCCGCGACGCCGAGGAAGCUGCCCCCGAGGAGAAGAAACCGGAGCAGCCAGCCGUCCAACAGGAUCAGGCCAAGGCGGCGGAGGAGAACAAGCCGGCUGUCGAGGGCGAGAAGGCUCAGCAACCCGCCGCCGUCGAGCAACCCGCCCUCAGUUCCGAGGAAUCAUCCUCGAAGAGCGAGGAGAAGACCGAGGCUGCUGCUGCCGCCGCGGCUGCCGCUGCUGCCGCCGCUCCUCAACCGGAGAAGGAAGCGAAGAGCGCCGAGGUAGGUGCCGGUUCCGCCGCCAACGCUCAAGAAUCCUCCGAACAAUCGGCGGCCAAACCCGCCGAGGCCAGCCAAGCUAAACGCGAGACCGCGGAGGCUCAGCCCGAAGCAAAGUCCGAGCAAGCCGAGGAAAAGAAGGAGGAAGGGCAGAAACAGCAGGAAGCCGCCGCGAAGGAAGCGAAGGAGCGCUCGGACGAUUCCUCCGAGGAGAAGUCAGCCGAGAAGAAGGAGAGCAAGGGCAGCGAGGAGGAGAAAUCCUCAUCCUCCGAGGAGUCAAAGCAGGAGUCCUCCAAGGCUGGCGACGAGUCCAAGCCCGAACUUCUGCCCAAACCUCAAGAACUGAAAGUGUAAGUGAACGAUAGGAGCGAGGGUAACGGUCGCAGCGAGAGGCGGGAAGGAGAAGAGAGAACGAUAACCUCGAUUGAAAAAUUCUCAAGCGAACGAACAUCUCGAACGGAGCGGACACUGACUCGCCACUCGUCCAGACCACUGCGUUCAGAAUCCACCAUCGACCAGACAAAAAUGGGAAAACGAAAAACAUUUGAAAAGAUAAAAAAAAAAAAAUUAAUAAACGUAAAAAAAAAAAAGAUGAACAAGAAUGCGCGAAUUGUUCGGCCCCGGGUAGAGAAAAGCAGCGAGCGGGAGAGAGAGAGAGAGAACGAGACGGAGUGAGAGUGUAUAUCGGUGUGAAUGGGAGAGAGAGAUUGCGCGAUCAAAUUCUGUGGCAGGGUCCAAAACUUCCCCCGGCGCGCUACGAUUCCGAGAGAAGAUUCACAUCGACUCGGGGCAGGAUGACCACGUGGCCACCUGGCUGUGAGGGAUGAAACUUAGAAGAUCACACGUUGGAACAAGAUUCCGAAAACAACGAUGACGACAACGAUGAUGAUGAUGGGAACUUGGAUCGAAUGCGGAAACGAAAAACGAAAACAUCUACAUCUCAGGAACGCGUGGUCACCCUUUGGGAUCUGACUUGGUGCACGCCAGGGAUCAUCCUCUCCUUCGUCCCGGCGGACACCGCGAUCUGUCCGCGGGGACGAAAUCGGCCCCCUAAUAUUUUAGUAUCCUUAUCCCAAAUCCCCCCUUCCCCACCAGAAUCUCUUUUUCUUUAUUUUUUUCUCCCCCCCUCCCCCCUCAAAAAAACGACACACGAACCACAACCACAACCUCAUCCCAAUAAAACUAGUGUGUAGCUCGACUCUGUCUUCUUUUUUUUUUUUUUUAGAGAUACGUGUCAUUAUUAUUAUUAAUAUUAUUAUUAUUAUUACGAUUUAGUACCAGUACCGCUAUUAUUAUUAAUAUUAUUAUUUGUAUUAUUGCUAUCAUCGUUAUAAUAAUAAUUAUUAUUAUUACUGUGGACAAUGAGUUUUUGACAAUGAUUGAUCCUUGCUUGCUAUUUCAUCGAUAAGUUAUCUUUUCCCUCCUUUGUUAGAAAAAUGAAAAAUCUAGAAAAUGAAGAAAACUUUUUUUUUUUGUAUUUGCAGGAGAAAUAUAUAUAUUUCGAUUCCACCAUUCGAAAUUGUCAAACUUUUCUCUCGAAUAUUUUAUUACAAAUGCGCUUAGAAAUUAUAAUUAUCACGAUCAUGUUUUUUUAUAUCUUUUGUAUAACUAUUCCAAAGUAGAUUAUCGCGUCGACUUCGCUUCAAGAUAUUGUCCACUAUUUUUAAAACGUGUUAUAUAUGACUCAAGUAAUAACUCACAUAUUAAGACGCCUACUGAAACCGACUACUCUGAAACAUAAACUUCCACAUUCCAUUCAUGCUAGUUAAAACUCAAUAGAAUUUUAUCCCUCGACUUAAAUAAAAAUCUCGAAUCAAAUUAUUUGGUAAAAAUAAAUCAUUUUCUGAUAAUAAAA
Apis laboriosa (Himalayan honeybee) is the source of this 3501-nucleotide messenger RNA. It is a transcript of the gene bnb, whose product is annotated as neurofilament heavy polypeptide. The record is from RefSeq and is a predicted model, not a curated record. NCBI's taxonomy places the organism in Eukaryota, Metazoa, Arthropoda, Insecta, Hymenoptera, Apidae. Bases 528 to 2000 code for a protein of 490 amino acids. The transcript has 3 exons.